Aphanomyces invadans is the source of this 662-nucleotide messenger RNA. RefSeq lists its product as hypothetical. The coding region runs from base 4 to 621 and encodes 205 amino acids. Gene Ontology annotation, biological process: regulation of transcription by RNA polymerase II. Gene Ontology annotation, cellular component: mediator complex. NCBI's taxonomy places the organism in Eukaryota, Oomycota, Saprolegniomycetes, Saprolegniales, Verrucalvaceae. The record is from RefSeq and is a predicted model, not a curated record. The transcript is spliced from 6 exons. Gene Ontology annotation, molecular function: transcription coregulator activity.
CUCAUGUCCAACAUCCCCAGUUCGCCGACCAGUUCCGUUGGAAACACAGAUGCAUCAUCAUCAUUGAACGCGCCAUUGCCUUCUCCUUCUAUGGACGCUGUGGGCUCCAUGGUGUUGUCUCCGUACCAAGGGAUGCAAGGGUACACCUCAGCAACCCCUGCCUUCACGCCACUCGCCAGCCCCUUGACGCAUCCUUCUCCUGGGCCGUCCUCGUCGCAAUUGUAUCCAACGUCCAGCUCGGGCUCGAAGCAUACAAGUAGCCCCGAAGAUGAAUUGAGUGUCAAGCUGAGUUCCAUCAUGAAGGCUCUCGAUGCAUGUGUGUACCUCGUUCGCCACUUCAAUGGCGACCAACAAAGCCAAAUGCAGAAAGCGGUGCACACAUAUGUCCAACGCCUUGCGGAACUCAACCUCCAUCUUCAACACAUGCCGCUCAAUCACGUAAUUCCGCGAGGCCUGAUGGCAUUUCUCGACAAUGUACCAAUGGACAACCCAGAGUUGUGGACCUUCCAACAACUGCAACAGUGCGCGACGGAUGCGGCAGCCGUUCGAGGGAAACUGCAGGCGCUGCAGCUCUUGCGCCAAGAGCUGCGCACUGGCCUCGGCCUGGACCCUCAAAUGUGAUCGCACUAAAAUUGUACUCAAUAUAUAUUAUUGAUUCGGUA